This is a messenger RNA of Phoenix dactylifera (date palm), 1723 nucleotides long. The record is from RefSeq and is a predicted model, not a curated record. Lineage: Eukaryota; Viridiplantae; Streptophyta; Magnoliopsida; Arecales; Arecaceae.
GCAGGCACCCCCCUCCCCUUUGUGAUAUUCCCUUGGCGCCGCCGCCCUCCUCACAAGUAAUUUUGCUUUCUUGGGGCAUAUAUGAGUGUGAAGCUCUAUUACUGCUGUCUUGGAUAAUCUCUUCUAAUUCAAUGGCUCUAUCUCCUCAAACAUAUGCCAUCCACAAAGAAAAGCUUCUUUUCAGGCCAUCUACAAAUUUUUUGACGAAGUAUCCCAGGGGAUGUAAUCAAUCAAGCUUUUAUUCAAAUUUUUUUACGAAACAGCAAAGCUUGGUCAACUCAUCUUCUGCAUCUAUUUAUAAACAAGAUAAACAUCUGUCCUUUACAUGGCCCUCACAGAUGGGUCAUUUGAGAAGACCAGUAUGCAGGAGUGGUGGGCCAUGCUAUCCUCUUGAUGUUGAAAAGUCAUCUAUCUCAGUAGGAGAGAAGUUUCAACUUGAUGAUGUAAUAGAAUCUCAACAGUUUGAUAGAGAAAUCAUGUCUGAUAUAUUUGAAGUGGCUCGUGAAAUGGAAAAAAUUGAAAAAAAUUCAUCUGCAAGUAAAAUAUUAAGGGGCUAUUUAAUGGCUACUCUAUUCUAUGAGCCUUCCACACGAACAAGACUUUCUUUUGAAUCUGCUAUGAAAAGACUGGGAGGAGAAGUUUUGACAACAGAAAAUGCACGAGAAUUUUCCUCUGCAGCAAAAGGAGAAACUCUUGAAGACACAAUAAGGACCGUUGAAGGAUACUCUGAUAUAAUUGUCAUGAGACACUUCGAAAGUGGUGCUGCUAAAAGAGCAGCUUCUACUGCUAAUAUUCCAAUUAUCAAUGCUGGAGAUGGUCCAGGCCAGCAUCCAACUCAGGCUCUUUUGGAUGUAUAUACUAUUGAAAGAGAAAUAGGUAGAUUGGAUGGAAUUAGACUGGGCUUGGUUGGAGAUCUUGCUAAUGGGAGGACGGUCAGAUCACUGGCUUAUUUAAUUGCUAAGUACCAAGACACAAAGAUCUACUUUGUCGCUCCAGACAUUGUAAAAAUGAAGGAUGACAUAAAAGAUUACUUGACAUCUAAGGGUGUGGAAUGGGAAGAGAGCAUGGAUUUAUUGGAAGUUGCUUCAAAGUGUGAUGUUGUUUAUCAGACACGUAUUCAGCGAGAACGGUUUGGUGAGAGGAUAGAUCUUUAUGAAGCAGCUCGUGGGAAGUACAUAGUGGAUAGGAAGGUGCUUGAUGUUAUGCCAAAGCAUGCUAUUAUCAUGCAUCCUCUCCCAAGGCUCGAUGAGAUAACAGUGGAUGUUGAUGCUGAUCCUAGGGCUGCAUAUUUCAGACAAGCCAAGAAUGGUCUCUAUAUUCGGAUGGCUUUGUUAAAGCUUCUUUUACUUGGCUGGUGAUGGAUAAUGAGUCAGUUAUCUAAAUUUUUUUGUCCAAUCUUCUAAAAUUUCUUUUUUGCUUAUGUUUUGCUGUAUCCCAUUCUGUUCUUUGUUUUGAACUCUCUUUUUUUCUCGUUCUUUCUCAAAAUUUUGAUGGCCAAUUCCAACUUCCACCAUCAAAAAAAAUCAGCAUGAUGAAUCAUUCUUUUUUUCCCCCGUUUUUGGUGAUGAUCAAUGUAAAUGGACCAACCUUUUGUAUUAUUUAUAUUUAAUGCUCUCUCAUGGUAGUUGAUGUAUGUAAAUCAGAUUUUCUUUUUUCUGGUGAUUGGUAAGACCAUGGAGAAGGAUCAUUUCAUCAUAUUAUCAGCGUCAUAUUUUCAUUCUCU